UGUUGCACGGUUCCUUCAGCGUUGCAGGUCAAUGUCAACUCUUCCUGGUGACUCAAAAUAGAAAAAAAGAGAAAAAAGUCCCACACCUUGACACCAGGCGCUUGUCCGUCGCCCUAAAUAGUGUUAUCGGUCGCGACUUCGAUUCUCGACGAAGAUGUAGCUCUGAGUCUCCAGCGACCCGUGUGAGAGGAGAGACGCGAGGACCUCGGCUCUGUCCAGGUGUUUAGGUUUGUGUCUUUUUAUGUUCUGCUGUUGACUCUGCAAGUGGAAAGGAGCGGGGGGAAAAAGUGUGGGAGAUUUUGCAGACUGGAAAAGGAAGAGAAAAGAGAAGCAAAGAGAGAGAGAGAAAAAAAGGAAUUUUGUCCAUGGGAGCAGCCGCAUCGUCAACGAUGUAGGGAGAUAUAUACCUGUCUGUCGCUUACGCUGUUAUAGACGAGCAGCCCGUUGGCUCCGCCCCCAAGAUGACGUCAUCCACCACCACGCGGCCGCCGGGGUUCGUCCAGUGCUACGUCUGCCAAAGGGAAUUCGGAUCCCGGUCCAUUGAGAUCCACGAACCUCAGUGUCUCGAAAAGUGGAGAGUCAGAAACGCCAGGUUGCCAAAGACGAGGCGGGAGCGCACGCCCUCGCCUCCCCCAGGCCACCCACUCCACGCAGAGGACGACCGAGCAGACAUGUCGCCCUCCCCGGCCGCCCUCACGCCCACGUCCGACCCCGACGAGCUCAGCACCUCCUGGUCCCACCCCGGAAAGCCGCCCGCGCAGCCUCAGAAUGGGCGGCCUCGCUCAGCCUCCUUCAGCGAGGGCAGGAGGAAAGUCCGCCCAUCCACGGCCACGCUGGAGAAGCCCAAGGUCCUCGACAUGAGCCUCCGACAUGAGGUAGACAUGAGCGAGAUGAGGCGCGACAUGCUGGACCAGGUGAUCCUCACGAAGGACACUCACGGAGGAUCCAGCGACUACUCUAGCGACUUCACUUCGUCGUCGCCUUCGUCAGUGGGCAGCAAGAGCCCCUUCGAUGACGAGGCCACGUCGGAGGGGUCGGAGGGGGAGGCCAGGAAGGUCCGGCCGUCCACCAUGCGGCUGCCCCGCCCCUCCCGCCACAUCGCCGUGCCGGUCAUCACGGCCCAGAACUCACGCCCCUCCAAGAAGACUUCCAAUCUCAGAAGCUUCCUGCCGAGGGGACGUCGAAGGCAGCUCGAAGACGUGUUCACGGGGCCGAAGGAUAAAGUAAAGAUCCCCGAACCGUGCCUGACGUGCGGGAAGGAGCAGAACCCGGAGCGGUUCCACAGCCACCCGCUCGACAUCAUGAAGUUCAAGCCGAAGACGGAGGAGCGCGCCAAGGCCAGGGCGCUGAGCAAGCUGAUCGUGACCAAGCCCACGGCACUCAAGUACAAAAGUCGAAGCGUCGACGUGGAGAACAAGGCUCCGGGCGGGCGGCGGAGCAAGCUGAAGCCGCCCUCGACGGCCACCAAGAAAUCCCGCAGCGUGGACAGCUCGCCCGUCCCCGCCAAGAAGGGCCAGAGCGCGAUCCCGCUCAAGAAGUUCAUCAGUGAACAAAAGGCUUCCAUGAACAAAGGCAAAGACUUCACCGUCGAAAUCUUCGACGCGCAAACUUCGCCGCGGAGCGAGGGCAGCUCCAGCCCGCCGGCGCCGCAGAGGAAGACGUCCAGACAGAACGGGGAGAGCAAGAAGGGGGCGCCACCUCACCCUCGACACAUGGGCAAGAUCGAGGAGGAGCGUGAGAGCCGACCCGAGGAGACCACGAAGACCCGGAGAGCCGAGAAUGGAAGCCGGGGGUCCGAGGGCGGGCCCCGCGGGGGGCAGAGGGCCACCGGGACGGCGCCCACCCGCGUCUGCUACAUCUGCGGGCGCGAGUUCGGGAGUCGGUCCUUGGCCAUCCACCAGCCGCAGUGCCUCGAGAAAUGGAGGCGGGAGAACGAGAAACUACCACGCAACCUUCAGCGUCCAGAACCGGAGCUUCCCGAACGCGAACUCACGCACGAGGAGUGGAACGAGUACGCGUGGAAGACGGCCCAGGCCCAGCUCGUGCCGUGUGAGUGGUGCGGCAGAACCUUCUUCCCCGAGCGCCUCGAGGUUCACCAGCGCGGAUGCAAACCACCUCCCGGAGCGGCGAAGAAGGCGCAGAGGUCCUCGAACCGCCCCGACACCUCCACCAACCUCAACGCGUCCCUCUCCGUGAGCAAACCCACCAUUGUCUGCUACAUUUGCGGUCGCGAGUUCGGCUCCAGCUCCAUCAAGAUCCACGAGCCGCAGUGUCUCAAGAAGUGGCGCAUACAGAACGAGAACUUGCCGGACGACCUUAAGAGACCCGAGCCCAAGAAACCGGAAGUGGUUUAUGAUGAAGAAGGCAAGGUUGACAAGGAGGCGAUGGCGGAGGCGGCGUGGAAGACGCACCUCGAGACCCUGGUUGCAUGCAAGUGCGGGCGGACCUUCUUCCCCGACCGUCUUAUCGUGCACCAGAAGGCGUGCCUGAAGGAGGCGUGAUAGAGGAGACGGCUUCGCUCGCUCCUCCUUCUCUUCCUUCGCCACUUCCCCGCCCUCAACCUUGUGAUAGAAACACGCUUCCCCCGGGGAAAGUUCGUCUUGAAUGCCUGCUAUCUGUUUUACACGUGUCCGCCCCUCUCGACAUCCAGGUUUCGAAGCUACCUAUCUACAACUUCCCGGGUUUCGGAGCUCCCUGUCUCGAAGUUCCCGGGUUUCGAAGCUCCCUGUCUCGAACUUCCCGGGUUUCGAGCUCCCUG
Molecule: messenger RNA, 2758 nt
Organism: Penaeus vannamei (Pacific white shrimp)
Lineage: Eukaryota; Metazoa; Arthropoda; Malacostraca; Decapoda; Penaeidae
Source: RefSeq, a predicted model, not a curated record